Messenger RNA from Rotaria socialis, 771 nucleotides. The record is from the annotation of a GenBank genome assembly. Lineage: Eukaryota; Metazoa; Rotifera; Eurotatoria; Philodinida; Philodinidae.
AUGUCGCUAGGUGAAAAUAUCGAUCGAGAUCCAUCGUCUUCAUCAUUGAAUCGUCAUUUUCUUAUUGUUCCAUCAUUUAAUCCUGAACGUCGACAUUCAUGGGCAAGUGUUGUAUCACAUAUAUCGUCACGAAAUUCUAAUGUUACUUCAUUUAUAAAUAUAACCAAUGCCAAUUCUAUACGAUCGUCAUCGUCGUCGGAAUUAUUAGCUUCAACCACUCGGCCUUUUCUAAUUGAACAAAAAAAAGAAGUCAAAUCAUCGUCACCACCAACGCUAAACUCUUUUUCCUCUGUAAACGCCCGUUCCUUUCCAUUUCAAUGUUGCGGCGAGAGAAGAAAUUCAUCGCGAAGGCAAUCGGUCGAGCAAACCUCAACAAUCGUUUGCCCACGUCGAAAAAGUUCGACACCAAGUAUUUCAUCACGCCGUCCUUCAACAACUCUUGUUCGAAAUCAUCGAAAAACAAAUACAAAAUCAACAAUAAUAUCAUCAUCAAUAACAAUCCCAACAUUAACAAAAUCAACAAAAAAACGUCGCCGUCGUGGAGGAAUGGCUUCCGCAUGCACUUCCUGUGUUUCAUCAAAUCAUAGUCGUCGUCAAAGUUCAACAACUCUCGAUGAUAUCACAACAGCUCCCCCUGUAUCUUCAUCUACCAAUCCACCUCUAUUAACUCGUCUUGGACAGAUUAUAUUGAGACGAAGAAUAACGGGUGGCGGCGGUGGUGGUGCUAAUAAUAGUAGUAGUAGUACAAUAGUCAAUAAGAAAAGCAGGUAA